Molecule: messenger RNA, 2839 nt
Organism: Paramecium pentaurelia
Lineage: Eukaryota; Ciliophora; Oligohymenophorea; Peniculida; Parameciidae
Source: the annotation of a GenBank genome assembly
AUGAAAAGUGUAUAAAAACCUAGUCAAGCAUUUUUAAUUAAUAGAUAGUCCUCACUUCAAAAAGAUAUAGGAAAUUUUUCUAUCUAAUCUCCAGAUAAACAAAUAUAUUGUCCUAAAACAUCAUCACAAGCUAAAAUAUUAACUAAUGGACCUUCUCCUUACAUGUAAUCUCCACUUUUUGAUGGUAAAUAUGUUAACUCAAAUAAUAUCGCAAUUUAACCAUCUCCUCCAUAAAAAUUAGAGAAUUCUUAUUAAUAUAAACUUAAUACAAAAACCUUAACCUAAAAUUACAAUGUUCUAAAACCAUAUAAUUAACAAGAAUUAGUAAAAUCAUAAAAUGAACUCAAACCUAACUAUGAAACAUAUAAAUAUGAAUAUCAGAAAACUUAUGCUGGAAACUUUUAAAGUGAUAACAAUAAAGAUACUACAACAGAAAGAAAAAGUAACACUUUAAGAAAAGAUGGAACUAUUUAAGAAAGUAAAGAAAAUUAUGGAUUUUCAACUAAAUCUUCAAUUACUGAUUAUCAUAUUACAGUGGGUAAUAAUAGGCUUUAAUCUCAAAAUAAUGGAUUUUUAUAAUCAAAACCAAAAAUAUCAACAGAAAUAUCAAAGAUUUCUGGGUAAUUGAGAGAUUUGAUGUCAAGUGUUUAAAGAUUUGUUAGUGAUGGAAGACUGCCUGAUAAUAUUAAUGAUAAAAUGAUUGAAAUAUUGGCUACUUUUAGAAAAGUUGAAGAAUUAUCUAAUAUUGAACCUAAUGAUAAUGAUUAAAAAACAUUAAAUAUGGCUGAAGAUUAUAAUAAAUUAAAAGCUAUUCUUGAAUAGUUGUAAACUAAAAUGACUGCUUUAGUAUAAGAGAAUUAAAAAGUAAUUAAAUAUAAUAAAUCUUUUAGUUAAACAAAAAUUUGAUAGAGUAGGAAUAAAAAGUAACAGAGGAAUAAAAUAAGAGAUAAUAAGCUGAAGAUAAAGCAAAUUAAACAAAUAAAGAAUUUAAUAGAGUAUUUGAAUGUUUAUAAAUAAAUUAAAAAGAAAAUGAAGAACUAAAAAUGAAAUUAAAAUAGACAGAUUCUUUUAACAAUGUAAAAAUUAAUCAAAAUAAAAUCAUUAAUGAUGAUAUUUAGGAUUAUAAAUAAAGAAAUUUAUAAUUAUAAAAGGAAUUUGAUGUAUUAGAAAGUAAGUAUAAAUAAUUAUUAUCUGAAAAAGCUAAUUAAAAAGAUAUACCAAAGUCUCCUUUAAUUGUGAAAUCAAUUCAUUCAAGUACUUCUAAAUAAUCAGAAUAAUUAGAGCUUAAAUUAUUAUAAUUAUAAAUUGAAAAUGAUAAUUUAAAAGCAGAAAUGGCUCAUAAUUAAGUUGAUUCUAAGGCAAUUGAUAACAAAAAUGAAAUGAUUUAAAGAUUAGAUGAAAAAAUUAAAUCAAUUUUAAAAGAAAAAACAAUUUCAGAAGAGUAAUCUGUUUAGAUUUGUAAUAAUUUAGAAAUCUUAAAUGAAUAAUUAAAAAGUGCAUUAUCUAUUAAAGAAAAUGAGAUUGGUAAUCUAUAAAAAUAAAGAAAUGAGAUUGAGAGAGAAUCAAAAGGAUAGAUUAAUAAUUAUAUUCAAUAAUUAAAAGGAUUGGAGGAUAAAUUAUAAACAUCCAAAUAAGAUUAUUAAAAGUUGCUUGAUGAAUUUAAAUCAAUGGAUAUAAGAAAGAAUAAAAUAUAAGAAGAAUUGAAAAUAAAUGAAAAAAAGUUUGAAUAAUUAAAUUAAGAAUUUUAGUUUUAAAAAUAAGAAUCUAAAAAACUUAUUGAUAAAAAUUAAAUUUUGUAAUAAAAAUAGGAUUAAAUGAAUUAAUCAUUAUAAUAAUAGAACUCAGUAUAAUAAUAACUAAUUCAAUAAAUUGAAGGUUUGAAAUAAACUGAAAAUGGUUUAAGAAUAGAAUGUGAUAGAUUGAAUAAAAUGUAUUAAGCAAUUUAAUAGGAAAUGAAAUAUCAAGUAACAGAAUUAAAUGAAAUGAUUUAAUUACAAAGUAGAAGAACUUAAGAAAAGGAAAGAUAAUUAAAUGAGUUACUUGAAGAAAUGGGUGAUUUGAAAGAUUAAUAUGAUAUAUAAAAGAAAGUUUGUUAAGAAAGUAUUAAUGAUUUAGAAAGAAGAUUAAAGAAUUCAAAAUUAUAAAAUGAAGAAUUGUUAUAAAUAAAGGAAUAAGAAAUAAUUGAUUUCAAAUUAACAAUGGAAUAAUAAUUAAAAAUGCUUGAUAAAAGAAAUGCAUUAACAUCUUAUGAUUUUGAUUAAAGAGAGUAAUAGCUAUAAGUAGAUAUUCAAAGUAAAAAUGAAUAGAUAGAUGCUUUGAAAUUAGAAAUAGAAAAAAUUAGAAGUUAAAAUUUCAAUACUUAAGAAGAACUAUUAAAAAUUGGAAUAUUAUAAAAUUAAAAUUAAGCUAUUAUAAGUAAUUUAAGAAAUGAAUUAAAUUAAUCAAAAUAAGAACAAUAACAUUUAAAUGAAAUGUUAAAGAAAAGAAAAGAAGAAGCAGAAUAAUUACAUAUAAGUUUAGAAGAAAUGAGAAAAGAAUAAUAAAAUAAAAAGCAACAAUAAGAAGAUAGUAGAAGUAAUUAAUAAUCUAAUUAUAUUUAGAAUCUGUAUUGAGAUAAUAAGAUCUUUAAAUUUCAUUUGAAAAUCUUUAAAGAGAUAAUUUAAGUCUUUAGUAGAAAGUUAAUACUAUGUAGAAUGAAAUUAAUAGAAAAUAAAGAGAAUUGAAUGAGAAAAAUGAUGAAUACUUAAACAUUAAAAGAAAAUAUGAUGAAACAGUUUAAAAUUUAGAAAGAUUAGAAAAACGAUGGGGUGAAAAGAUUGAUUAACAUAGAAGAACUUGA